AUGCUGACCUCUGAUUCCGAAGCCCGGCACCGUAAACAGCGAUCACCAAAACGCGGGAAGAAGCGCCGCCUCACGGUGGAGAACGACCACUCUGAUCUAGCAGGCACUUCUGAGACGUUUACGGGUACAGAGCAGACGACCAUGGAUACAGAAGAACUGCCUAGCGUGGAUGCAACGGUGGCCAGCGGGACGGCGGCACGACGUACCGCUGACUAUCCUCCAGACACAGCGAAGGAGUUCGAUCGACGGCAAAAGGCUACUGAGGAGGCUACGGCGCCUGCACCGCACGACAACGAUGGGACACUAGCGGACUGGUCAGAAGACCCACCCCGUGGAGAACAGAAGAUACCGGAGGAACUGCUUCCACGCACUCUCCCGGUUAUCACAGAUGCAGCCCACCAUUCCCCUGAAGACGAGUGCGAGAGAUCAGACGCAACACAAAAGGCGCCGCCCGCCCCCGCCCCCACCGCCGCCCCCGCGACCUGUGUACCGUGCACCGCCUCCACAGCUGCUAUAAACCGGGGCGGUCUCCUGAGGAGGCAAGGAGAAGGAGGAGGCAAGGAGAAGGAGGAGGCAAGGAGAAGGAGGAGGCAAGGAGAAGGAGGAGGCAAGGAGAAGGAGGAGGCAAGGAGAAGGAGGAGGCAAGGAGAAGGAGGAGGCAAGGAGAAGGAGGAGGCAAGGAGAAGGAGGAGGCAAGGAGAAGAAGACGGCAAGGAGAAGAAGACGGCAAGGAGAAGAAGACGGCAAGGAGAAGAAGACGGCAAGGAGAAGAAGACGGCAAGGAGAAGAAGACGGCAAGGAGAAGAAGACGGCAAGGAGAAGAAGACGGCAAGGAGAAGAAGACGGCAAGGAGAAGAAGACGGCAAGGAGAUGAAGACGGCAAGGAGAAGAAGACGGCAAGGAGAUGAAGACGGCAAGGAGAUGAAGACGGCAAGGAGAUGA
Messenger RNA from Schistocerca cancellata (South American locust), 942 nucleotides. RefSeq names its product translation initiation factor IF-2-like. Bases 1 to 942 code for a protein of 313 amino acids. The transcript has 3 exons. Lineage: Eukaryota; Metazoa; Arthropoda; Insecta; Orthoptera; Acrididae. The record is from RefSeq and is a predicted model, not a curated record.